UGGGCAACCGCCGCCGCCUCUGUUCUGCGGCCUGGUCGUUCUCGCUCGCUCGCUCCCACCGCGCCGGCCUGAAGUUAACGUUAGAAUUAAAUUGGCCGAGUGUUGGCUGCCCUUCGCUUCCCGUGCUUGCGGCCAUGAAGCAUAUUUCCACAAAACCAGACACCACAGUGCUUGUUGCUGUGGCUUUGCAAGAUCACAUUAUGAGGAAUCUGCAGCUCCAAAAUCUUUCAUUGUCUCAUACUUCUACAACAAAAGCCCCGACUAAAAUGAAUUGUUACAGAAACGCCGCAAAGCCUGUCGUGGAUACAGGAAGAAAAAGAAAUGAAAUAAAGAAAAUAAAGCAAGAAGAGGAAAAAGAGUAUGUUCUGGAUCCAAAACCUUUGAGCCUUACUUUAGCUCAGAAAAUGGGUUUGGUCGAGGCACCUAACGCAACUUUGACAGCAAGUGAGUGGCAACUAGUGAAGAAGAGAUCACUGCAACAGGGAGAUUCAGCACAGCCUUGCGCCAUAUGCAGAGAAGAAUUUGGGAUGAAACAACAAGUUCUACUGUCUUGCUCACAUGUUUUUCACAGGAUUUGUUUGCAAGCCUUUGAAAAGUUCUCUGGGAGAAAGAGUUGUCCCAUGUGUAGGAAGGAACAAUACCAAACCAGAGUAAUCCACGAUGGCGCUCGUCUCUUCAGGAUGAAAUGUGCUAUAAGAAUUCAGAGUCACUGGCGGGGAUAUGUUGUUCGCAAAUGGUACAAGCAACUGAGGCGGACGGUACCUCCAAAAGACAAGAGACUACGCCAGAGAUUCUAUGAAGACAAGUUGCAAGAGAUUAACGACAGGUUAGUGAGAUCGUGCAACAUAAAUAUUGAUGAACUUUUUUCUGAAAUUGACCACUCGGUAGCUCUAAGCAGAAGAUUGCUGCAGCAAUUUGCGAGGCAACGUGUUCACAUUAUAUCUGAAGAGGAAUGGGAGCAAAUACAGCUGAAGGCAAUCCAGAGAGAGGUUUUUGAUUGUCCAAUUUGUAUCACUCCAUUGGAUCACUUAAGCAGCAGAACAUGCCAAGCUGAAGGGCAUGGCGGACGAGAGCAAAGUCGUUUGCUUGUGCGACAAACAGUGCUGCUGUCCUGCUCACACACCUUCCACUACACUUGCCUGAAGGCCUUCGAGGACUUCACAGAGGGAGAGGAUCACAUUUGCCCAUUAUGCAGGUCAACUUAUGAAAAAAAGAUUUUGAGUAUUAAACUGUAAAUCUCCAUUCUGUUCUUUCAAAAUAAAACUGUUUCCUGUCAUGCAGACAAUAUUUGAAUUUUAUUUUACUUCCUCAAGGAUGAAAAGACUAAACGUCGAAUGCAUGUCGUUGUUUGGGUUUUCAAUAAAGACGAUGCAAAUCAAGUUGAGAUGAUCCCACUUCCCAUCUAAAACUAAACUUUAUAGAAUAACAGAAGUGCAAAGGAUUUGCCAUUUAAGAAAAAAAUUUACUUUCACAAGUGAACUCCAAAUACAGUCCAUAUCUUCAACCAUCUUUUUCAAUUAUGUUCCAUGGCCAUCUUAAAACUCUUGCUUGGUUUCCUACUUCAUCCGAUUACCCUCCUCUCUGUUGCAACAUAAACAUUCCACCCACACUCUUCUCACCACAGAUGAUUAACAGUUGCCUUGUUUACACCUAGGUCACUGGAAAGGAGUGUUCACUUGGUUGGUUUAAUGCCUAAAUUGGUCACAGGAUGCCGUCUUGUCACGUAAGCAGACUGGUUUUCACAGGGAUUUUAUAUUUUGAUAACUGAAUCUCAGUUAUAUCUUAGGAAGAACCAGAUAUACACCAGUGAGAUCCAAAUCAACAGUACAGUUGGAAGGGUGAUCUGCUGGCUGGAGGUGUGAAACCAUUGGAGUCCCACAGGGAUCUCUGCUUGAACCUGUGAUAUCCAAGUCUGUAUGUCUCACUUCUGUUAAUGCAGUGCAGCCUUUAAAUAAAUGCUUUUAGCAUGCAUCUUGGGAAGGCAAGAUUGGGAAGCUCUGGUUUGGAACCUCUUGGUUUUCAACCAAGUGGAACCUCCAAACGGAAAUAAG
Molecule: messenger RNA, 2051 nt
Organism: Leucoraja erinaceus (little skate)
Lineage: Eukaryota; Metazoa; Chordata; Chondrichthyes; Rajiformes; Rajidae
Gene: rnf32
Product: ring finger protein 32
Exons: 8
Coding region: 135-1235 (366 amino acids)
Molecular function (GO): protein binding
Source: RefSeq, a predicted model, not a curated record